Messenger RNA from Akanthomyces muscarius, 1032 nucleotides. RefSeq lists its product as uncharacterized. The coding region runs from base 1 to 1032 and encodes 343 amino acids. The transcript has 4 exons. Gene Ontology annotation, cellular component: growing cell tip; plasma membrane; cell division site. Lineage: Eukaryota; Fungi; Ascomycota; Sordariomycetes; Hypocreales; Cordycipitaceae. The record is from RefSeq and is a predicted model, not a curated record.
AUGCCAGCUGUGAACAUCACCACCACCGGCUGCGUCUCCGCCCCCCUUCCAGCUUGUGUCGUUGCCAGUGCCUUUUCAUUUGGCCGACCGAGAUGGGAUCAUGAUGUAGUUACCAAGGCCGCCCCCCCCCCCCCUUCCCCCGAUCUGCUCUACUGCCCUACGGUGGUAUAUGAGCUCCCUCUCUCCCCGGAAUCCUCCCUCUUGCCUAUUUUCUUUUUCCCUUCUCUCGUCACGCAAAAUAACAUCACGCCCAUUGAUCGUGCCGAUUUUUUUGACGUCGUCCUAAAAGUAACACCACUACCAAACGACACCAAACAACAACAAACCGCCACAAUGGGUAUCCUCCUCGCUGUUCACCACAUUGGCACGCUGCUGCUCCUCGUCACGGCCAUUCUCCUCCUCGUCGCCUCCAUCUCCUCGCCCGUCGUCAACAGCCUGUCGCUUCUCAACGUCAAGUUCCACGGCGGCCUCGACACCGACCGCGUGACCUUUGGUUCCUUUGGUUACUGCCAGAUGUACGAUGGCUCGUCCGACUACUGCCACCGCCACCUCGGCUACAACCCGCUGGCCCUAGUCCGCGGCAUCGACAGCCAGGUCGACAAUGGCUCCGUCGGCCGCAACACGGCCUCUGGCCUGACCCGCGUCAUGGUCCUGCACCCCGUCGGCGCCGUCCUCUCCUUUGUCGCCUUCCUCCUCGCCGUCAUCGGUACCCACGUCAUCUCCUCCUUCACCGCCUCGCUGCUGUCGGGCCUGACCUUCAUCGUCACCGUCGUCGCCCUCGCCUGCGACUUCACCGCGCUCAGCAUCGUCCACCACCGUGUCAACGAGGUCCGCGGCAACCACGCCACCUACGGUGGCGCCCUCUGGUGUGUCGUCGCCGCCCUCGUCACCUCCUUCUUCGCCACCGUCAUCGUCUUCCUCAGCUGCUGCGCCAGCAAGCGCAGCAAGAACAAGCCUGACACCGUCCACAAGCAGGAGGCUGGCUUUGCCGACUCGACGGUUCCCAAGCGCAAGUUCUGGCAGCGCCGCUAA